Messenger RNA from Closterium sp. Naga37s-1, 5682 nucleotides. The record is from the annotation of a GenBank genome assembly. NCBI's taxonomy places the organism in Eukaryota, Viridiplantae, Streptophyta, Zygnematophyceae, Desmidiales, Closteriaceae.
AUGGCAACCGCUGGCAGCCAAGCUGUUUCCUCUAUCCACGGCGCGGCCUUCGCCCAUCCCCUCGUUCACGACGUCAGCAUCAUGAGAUCCAACGCGGCGCUGGGCGACGCGCUGGCGACGGCGGAGCGAGCCAUCGCAGGCCUCGCGCAGGUAGUCGACGUCGUCAAGCGUCGUCACUCCGCGCCGUCGCAGUUUCAUUCACUCGCCGCCCCUCCGCCGCAGUUCCAUUUUUAUCAGCCGCUGCCAUUCCAAGCCAGCUACGUCCCUUGCGCCGCUCCUCUCCCCGCAUCUGCCGCCGCAUCUCCCGCGUCCUCCUCUGUCUCCCAGCAUUCCGCCGGCCCCCGCCCGCGUGUCGCCAUCCCGCGCUCAAUCGCCGUUUCCGGCUCCAAGCGCAGCGCGGCGGCGCUCGCGACCACCUCGAGACCCGCGCCGCCGCGUGCAAAGCGGGCAAAGCGCGCCAAGCGCUUCGCAACCCCUGAAUCUGCUCCGCCCCCGCUCGUCCCUUCCAGCGGCUCCGACUGCGAGUCGGAGACAAGCGGCUCGUCGACUUCGCCGCAAACUGAAGCUCCCGUCGCAGGUGCCGUCGCAGAAGCGGUCGCAGGGCCCGUCGCAUACAAGGGCGUGCGACAGCGCAAGUGGGGCAAGUGGGUGUCGGAGAUCCGCGAGCCCAACAAGCGCACGCGCAUCUGGCUGGGGUCGUUCGACUCGGCGGAAGACGCCGCGCGCGCCUACGACGUCGCCGCGCGCCUGCUGCGCGGAUCCCAGGCGGCGCUCAACUUCCCCGGAGAUGACACCCAUUCUGUUCCGCUUCCGUCGGCGACGGCAGAGGCGCUUCUGAAGGCGAGCCGCGAGGCGGCGAAGACGUUCGAUACGGCCGACGUGGCUGAUGUCCUGGAGAAGUCGCUGCUUGCUACUAACGGAGCUCUUCUUGGCGCGGAUAUCACGAUUCAGCUCCCGAAGGCUGGACCGGCGGGGACAGCUGCUACAGAUGCAGCUGUAGCAGCAGCGGACGCCGCCGCUACAGCUGAGUUGCCUUCCACGUCUGAUCUGACCACUAACAGCAUGUUCGACAAUAUUUCCGCGAAUUCAAUCCCCGCCGUUGAUGGCCUCUCCGCGCCUUUCCGCAGCGCCAGCGGAGUCAGCAUUGCCUGCAGCGAGAGUGACAGUAUCGAGUCGCUUCUGACGGAUCUGGAGGAGCAGCACGGCGCUGAGCUGGCGCUGACGGAGGCUGAGCUGUCGGGGAGCCUGUUCCAGGGUGUCAUGGAAGAUUUUGACCUGGCAGCUGCGUGUGGUGACGUGGAGGGGUUUGAGGGUGCUGCUGACUUCACCAUGGACCUGUGGGCCCCCAGCUUCCUCGACUCCUCCCUCACUCCUCCUCCUCACCCCACCCGCGCUUGCCAUCGCUGGACUUUUACCCGUCUGGUUUGCGCUGCGGCGGGGCUCGUCCCCCCGCCGCCGCAUUCGCCAGUUCCUGCUAGCGUCACUCCCGCCUUAGAUCUGGCCAGCGCUAGUAGCAUCUUCGCGCUCCUUAAUCCAGAUCUAGCGGCUGCGCGGCUCGGGGGAAUGGCGCAAGCUGGUAACGUCGGUCGCGGCGGUACUGGCGGCGGCAAUAGCGGCGGUUUUAGCGACGGUACUGACGGCGGUAUCCGCGGCGGCGGCGGAAACGGGGCGAGGCAAAUUCUGGGCUCCGCAGGUGGUUCGCUUCUGGUGGCGGCGGCGGCACGAGCAGCGCCGCAUUCGGCGCCGUCAGUUCCGCCGCCGCGCCCGCCGGCGGCGGUAUGGCCGGCGGCCCAGCAGAUCGGGGCGCAUCUGACGGCUAGCUGGGGAAGCAUGGCACCCGAGACGCUCAAUGCACCCGUUACAAGCAAUCGGGGUUCCGUUAUAAGCAUACCUGGUGGUAGUAACGGGGACAGGUCUAUGGGUAGCGGCGAUACUCAAUGUGGCACAUGGGCCCUAGGUCAGGUAGGUCUUUCAUCUGGAAAUAUUGGUAGAACUUUCCAGACGAUUCAGCCAGCUGCACAGGCGUUACUCGGUCAGGUGAAUCCUCAGGUGAAUAAUCAGGUGGCUCCUCCGCGCCCUAUUGCGGAGUUGCUUCUGGGCCAGUAUCUUUUGGCUAAGCAGCAGCAGCAGCAGCAGCAGCAGCAGCAGCAGCAGCAGCAGCAGCAGCAGCAGCAGCAGCAGCAGCAGCAGCAGCAGCAGCAGCAGCAGCAGCAGCAGCAGCAGCAGCAGCAGCAGCAGCAGCAGCAGCAACAGCAGCGGCAGCAGCAGCAGUCGCAGCAGCAGAAGCAACAGCAACAGCAGCAACAGCAACAGCAGCAGUGGCAAUUAGGCAAUAGAUUAGAUUCGCCCUGCCUACCUUUGCCACGCACCACCACAACCGGCAACAACAUGUCCCUCUCGUUACAGUCACAACCCAGCCCCAUGUCAGUGGCGGCGUUACAGUCACAACCCAGCCCCAUGUCCGUGUCCGUGUCUGCAGCAGACUAUCUUGAUCUCGCUGCGUGCGCCUCUCUUCCCCAAGCCAGCAGCCCUUCCCUCUCCUCCCAGCCACCACUGCAACGCGGCACGCCAACAGGAGCAGGAGGAGCGGGAGUAGGAGGAGCAGGAGCAGGAGCAGGAGCGGGAGUAGGAGCAGGAGGAGCAGGAGCAGGAGCAGGAGCGGGAGUAGGAGCAGGAGGAGCAGGAGCAGGAGCAGGAGGAGCAGGAGCAGGAGCAGGAGCGGGAGUAGGAGCAGGAGGAGCAGGAGCAGGAGCAGGAGCGGGAGUAGGAGCAGGAGGAGCAGCAGGAGGAGUAGUAGGCUAUGCAGCAGAAAUUCGUUCUGGAAGCAGGUUUGGCAUGGGCAUGGGGGCAGGGGCGGCUAUGGUUGCAGGUGGAUCCGCGUCUGCGGAAGGCAUGCGUCCAUUGAGUAUGUAUGCUGGGGGAGGAGCAGCCGUUGGAGCAAUGCCAGCAGCCUUAUUGGCAGCAGCAGCUAUGCCAGUGCCAAGAGCAGCAGUGGGAAGAGAAGUGGCAGCGGAAGGCAUGCGUUCUUUGGAGGCUAUGGGGCUCAGUGCUGGCGAUUUGCCACCCAACACAGCAGCAGCAGCAGCAGCAGCAGCAGCAGCAGCAGCAGCAGCAGCAGUAGCACCACCACCACCACCAGUAGCAGCAGCAGCAGCAGCAGCAGCAGCAGCAACAGCAGGGGCAGUGGUGUCAGCAGCAGCGCCAGGGGUUAUGGGACUCAGUUCGGGGGCUGCUGAGACGCUCUGGGAAGAGCUGCAGGCUGCGAUGGGUGAACCAGCUGAAGCCAGGCCUGCAGUGUAUGCUGCUGACUCGGCUACAACCAGUCCUCCUCCCAUCAGCUUCCCUCCUUGCUCGUUCCUUUGUGCCCCUUCCGCCCUUUGUUUGCAGAGCCCGCUGCCCACCAUCCAGGAAGGCCCUGACGCCCUUCAAACCCGAGAAGGGCUGGAUGUUGUUGCUAAGAUGCAUGGCGAUGUGGGUCAGGUGCGAGGAGGUGUGCCUUUUGAGACGUCUCAAAGGUCCUUUCAUACCAGAGAAGGGUUGGAUGUUGUUGCUCAGAUGCAUGGCCAUGUGGGUGAGGUGCAAGAAGGUGGGCCCUCUGAUGCUGCAUUGGAAUGGGGCGUGGCUACGGCUUCUCAUGCUGCUGCUGGUGAUGCUGUCGCAGAGAAGCAGCUAUUACACCAGCCGCCAGCGCAGGUGCCGGCAUCGGCUGUAGCGCGGCCGCAGGCAGUGAGGCGAAGCAGGACAGGGGAGCAGCGGCCUAAGGUGUCGCUGCACCAGAGGAGGCUCCAGCGAAACGCAUCUGCUAGCGCUGUGGCUGGAAGCGGUGCGAGCAGUGAGAGUGGUGCAGGUGGUGUGAGCGGUGCUAGCGGUGGGAGUGGUGGGAGUGGUGGGGGGUCUGCGAGUGUUGGGGGGUCUGUGAGUGGUGCGAGUGGCGGGGACGAUGGUGGUGUGAGGGAGGGAGGGGAAGGAGGAGGGGAGCAGCGGGUGCUGAGAGCGAGCAGUCUGCCGAAUGUGCCCAGAGCUGGCAGCUGGAGGGACGGUGGGAGCUUUGGAGGGGCGGAUGGGAGCUUUGGAGGGGCGGAUGGGGGGAGGUGGACGAUGGGAGAGGCGGCUGCGGCUGCUGUGGCAGCUGUAGCCCGCUCUCCUCGCCCACCGUUCCUCUGUGGCUUUAUGCCCCCAUUCUAUUCCCCACGCAUUGCCUCGUGCCAACCAAGAGGCAAGUCGCACAGGCCAACUCCCUUCCUUUCCCGCGCCUCUGCAUUCCUUCCUCUGGCCCCCCCCUUUGCCUCCCCUCCCUGCGUCCCCUCCUGCGCCCUCGCUGCACUCUCCCCUCCCACAGACUGCCACAAGCCUGCCAGCAGCAGUGGCCCAGCAGCCUCUGGCGAGCCUGGCGGAUCUGGCAGCGCCCUCUCCACCCCCUCCCCCCUCAGCAUGCUUUCCCCCUCCUCCCGCCCCUCCCCCCGCCCUUCCCCCCGUGGCGGAUUGCCCUCCCCUUCCCCCCGCAAUCUGCCGUCCCCCUCCCCCCGCUCCGUGCACUCCCCGUCCCCACGAGCCUACGGCAGAUCAGGGCUCGCUUUGCCUUCUCCUCCCGCUCACCCCUCCUCCUCUUCGAGUCCACACCACCCGUCCUCGUCCUCGCGCCCUCCCCGGUCUAGAAGCAGCAGCCCCUGUCCACGUCCGCCCAGCAGCCCGCGGCAUCCCCGUGGGGGUACUGCUGCUGCUGCUGCUGCUGCCUCCCAUCCGCCCACUGCUCCUUCGUGCCUUGGUGUGCCUGCUUCCAGUCUACAGCAGCAGCAGCAGCAGCGACAGCAGUGGGAGGAGCAGGUGGGAGAAGAAUUGCAGGAUGGGAGAGGAGGGCAACAGCAGCAGCAGCAGCAGCAGAUGCCACAGGGAGUGGUGCAGCAUAUCUUACCAACCACUGGGGAGCCAGAGCCAGUCCUGCCAGCAUACUCCAGCCAAUCACUGUGGGCGUUCGUAGCGGAGAUUGACGGCCCAGAUGCGUUCGCUGGAGGCGUGGGCACAGAGGAGGAUGAUGCUGGUAGCGGCGGGGGUGGCUUUCAGGAGUCGCUUGCAAUGGCUGCAGGUCAAGGGCAGACAGCCGCAUCCCUUGACAUGCAUGAUCUUGAACAAUUCCUUAUGGGAGAUGAAUGUGCUGCCGACAUGUCGGGCUGUGAUUGGCCCAGCAGCGUUGGAAACCCUGGGCUGGGGACUGGCCCGGGCGAGAUCGCAGAAGCUGGAGGGAUACAGGAGCAAGGAGGGGGGGAAACAGAAGCUGCAAUAGGAGUAACCCCUGCCAUAGAUGGUGCAAUAGCAACUCCUCUGGGUGAGAGGUCGACGGAUGGGGAUGUGGCAGAUGUGAGUGCAGUGGGGCAUCUACUCUUUGAUGAUUCGUCAGCCAUGCAGCAGCUGAGUGCUGAUUGGCUGACUGAUUUCCAGAGGAGCAAUUACGCUGGUUUCACCCCUGACACUGGGGCUGCUCUGGUGCCUGGGGCAACGGCUGCAGCACAACAAGCAGUCCUGGCAUCAGCUGAGCAUGCAACUGGACUGCCAUCAUCAGGGGGACCCUCUCUGCCGGUGCAGCAGGGGGUGUGGCAGCUUGGGGCGGCCAAGGGCAGGCAACCCAGUCAGGAUGGGUCUGGUGCAGGAGGAGAGUACCACUGGGGACAGGGCUUUGUGCCUUGA